AUGCUGUUCAUAUUCGUUUACGUUGUCACCGCAGUCAGUUUUCUAUACAUAAAUUAUUAUAAGGUCAAAGGUGAAAGUCAGUCCAAUGAGGAAGUUAAGAACCUCAUUGGUGGUGUCUACACGAAUAAUAUAACACUGUUUUUUCGUAACUCUCCUUAUCGCGUUCGGAGUGAUGUAAUCGUUGAGAAGAGAGCAACACUCACUAUCGAAACUGGCGUGCAAAUUCAUUUCGAUACUGGUGUUGGCCUUAAAAUCAAAGGAACUAUAAAAGCAGUUGGUAGUGAGUUCGCACGUAUCCAAAUGCUUCCCUAUCAAGAAACACUUGCUUACGAUGAUCAAUUCCCACAAUUUCGGUUAAUUGAUGGGCCAUCAGUACGGCAAGGAAGACUUCAAGUGAAAUUUCGUGAUCGUUGGAGAUCUGUUUGUACGAUGUUGACAAAUUGGACUGCGGUUGAUUUUAUCGCUGCAUGCCGGUCGAUCGGAUACUCAAAUGGAGGCUUCUGGAAAUGGUAUAAUCGAAACAACGAUACUUAUCCAUUUGUUAUGCCUCAACCGAUGUGUUUUCCUGGUGCAAAAUCCCUGUGGGAUUGUGGUGGAUUUGUUAAUUCGGGCACUAUUCAAUUAAGUGAGAAUCUCUGUCAAGGUGAAGAUGAUGUUGGAAUGUACUGCUGGGGACCCCCAAUUUUUAAUGGCUGGUUUAGGCAUUGGAAAGGGAUACAGAUUUUAAACUCUCCUUUUGAAUUCGUUUAUUCCGACCCGGAUAUGGUUUCCGUUCAUAAAGAAUCGUUAAGCCGACUUGAAUAUGUCGAUAUAUUCUAUGCUGGCUAUGACGGUGCUUCAAAAAACGUUACUGCCGCGCUCCAGAUUGAAGGAGUUGCACCAAUUUUGAAUGGCUUAAGCGUAAAAUACAGUGCUCAAGAUGGUGUUCAUAUAUAUGAAACGUCUGGACCAGUAUUAAUAGCCAAUUCGACCAUCGUCCAUAAUAGAGGCCAUGGAAUCGCAGUGGUCAAUACAACUGAUGGUCGUGUAUUUAUUAACAAUACAGUAUUGGAAAAUAACUACGGUGAUGGGGUUUAUUACCAGCAAAAAGCCCAUGAACUCUUUCUAAUGAGAUUAGAGAAAAAGCAGAUUUUUUACUAUGAACAGCAAAAGCCAAGGCUUGAAAUGUGCACUAGCCAUAAAAUUUAUGAUUCAUACUUUUUUCCUCAUCUGGUUGAAGCAUAUCUUCCAAAUGGAACUAUUCUUGAACCGAAUAUUCCUUCACCUUGUUGGAUGAUAAUCGAUCUGCCUCCUCGAUUAAAAUAUACUUACACGUUGCAGUUUUUAAAUAUUGAAAAUUAUGAUAGUUCUUCACAAGAAAUCAAAACGCAUUUACUUGUCUGUGAUGCGAAUGCAGAUUCUCAGAGUUGCCUCAAUGAACGCUUUAGAUUGCCAAUAAUUAAUGGUGUUUUUCCACAAAGCCUUUCUAUAAGAAAUUCAGGCCAUCCGAUUUUGAUCAUUCUUGAACAUAAAAAAUCUGGUUCGAUCGAACGAAUUCUUGGUGAUAUCAAUAUAUUAUUUAAUGUUCACGCUUCUGUGCCUGGAAAAGCUAUUUAUGGCUUAAAUAUAACAAAUUCUCUAAUAGCAAAUAACACUGGAAAUGGUAUUAGAGCUAUGGAUAUUCGUGAACGGACGGCUUUAACUAAUGUUUCAAUCAUUGAGAAUGAAGGUAUAGCUGGUUUGUUGGUGAAAGGUGGCGCUGCAGAUAUAUGGAUUAACGCCUCACGCAUAGAAAGCAACUGGGGUGAUGGAUUAAAUAUUUCUUAUGUUGGCGGUUCAAUUAACGUAAAUGGAACUUCUGUAAUAAAUAAUAGAUGGAGAGGUUGUGCCUUCCAUCAAAAUACAACUGCUCCUUUUUACGCACUACGACAGGAAGUUAUUUUUAAAGGACGACCUUUAAACAACAUUUUCUAUCUUCGGACGCUAAUUAUCGGUAACAAAUGGGGUGGAAUCCUGUUCGGAAACUUUUGCGCUCCUUUACAUCAAAAGAUACAACCCAAGGUAAUAAUUGUUAACUGGGUAGAAUUGAUAGCUAAUGAAUACCAUCCUUCUAUUGAAGUUCAUUCAUGCCAAAGCGAUGGAAUGAGCAGUGUUUUACUUGAUAUUAGUGGAAAUCGUAUCGAGGGUGGAACUGGUAUAGGAUUUCGCAUGGAACCAGCUGUUAACACGAUUGCAGUUAUUAGUAAUAAUCAAUUUCUGAGCAAUAACAAUACAGCUUUGCUUAUCAAAAACUCAGCUCACCCACAACUUGUUCAUUUGCCAUCGGAGGUAACAAUUUUAAAAAACUCGUUCAAAUUCAAUGUAGGACAAAGUAUUGUGUCGAUUGGACUCAAUGAGAACGCUCCGAAGCAGAAAAUGUUGUUCAGUCAACAGAAUGAAGUUCGGGAAAAUGGUGUUAUUAAUCCGUUUCCAUAUUUAAACCCUCGUUCAACACCUUAUGCUGCUCUUGUCAUCUCCAGUAGUAAUGUUAUCGUUCGUCGUAAUUGUUUCAAAAAUCCACGAGCAGCUUUCGAAAUCGCCACUGAACUCAGUGAACACGCAAAAUUGAUCGAUGCACGAGAAAAUAAUUGGGGAUAUCCUCGACCUGAGAUGUUUAUGCAACGAAUUUUUGACCAGUUUAAUCGUUAUUCUCUUGCUUCAGUUGAGAUAAACCCAUUCGCAGCUGUUUGUAACCAUCGCAAACCACACAUCACCCUGGUGCAACAGUAUUAUCGUAUGUUUAGAAAAGAUACAGAACCCUAUAUCUUGGGAGGUACCAUUUGGGAAAACCAGGAUUUAAUUCCUGGUCGAUAUAUGAUUAACGAUGACCUUAAUGUUGUGCCAGGUGCAAGAUUAACUGUUUCACCGGGCACUGUUUUGGAAUUCAGCAAUGGAGUUGGAAUGCUAAUUCAGGGAGAACUUAUUCGAACUGACAUGCAUGGGUCAGAUGGACCAGUAAUAUUCACUAGCCGACCGUUCCAGUUACCAAAACUACAACAAAUUCGACUUGUUGAUGAGAAUGAUAAUUCAGAGGUAACUGCUGGCCGGUUGGAAGUCCUAGUUAAUGACCAGUGGGGGACAGUUUGUAACCGAAGUUGGACGAAACAACAGGCACUUCUUGCUUGUCAUCAACUCGGUCUUAUUAUGGAUGAUGAGCAUUUUGAAAAUUGGCGAAUAUUUCCUUCAAAAGGAAGUCUUCCAAUGGUGAUGGAUAUCAUCAGAUGUGAGGAGAAAGAGUAUGACAUUACAAAAUGUCGGCAUGACGGAGUUGAACAUAAUAUUGCAUCUUCUUGCGCUGCUUCGCAAGUUGUGGGUAUUCGUUGUUCAGAGCCUCGAUGGGCUGGUGUCCAUUACUCUUUAUUGGCGAAUCCUCCGGCACUAACUGGUCAAACUUCAAUGCAUACGUGGAUCAUUGAAAAGGCUGGUCUGUACGACUUUAGAAUUCCUAAAUUCAGUGCCGCGCUUCAAAUCGACUGGAAUUAUCAUAGUUUUCAUGAUAUCACGAUCAGGGAUAAUUUUUGGACUGGUAUCGAUAUAAUUUACAAUGAUUUAACGAGAAAGCCGGCUAUAAGGAAUAGUCUUUUCGAGAAUAAUCGUCGUCAUGGAGUUAAAAUACGAUCAGUUGGCAUCACCAUUGAAAAUGUAGCCAUAAAAAACAAUGGUUACGCGGGAUUUCGAUAUAAACCGCAUGUAUCGCAUGCACUACAGCGUGAUAUUGUUACAUGGCUCGAAAAGAAAGAAUUGGCUGAAAUGGAAGCUAACAAUAUUUUCUUCAUUCCAAAUAAUAAGCUAGUCUCGCUUUCAGUCCAUGAGUCGCAACUUAAUCAACGGAAUUUUCUUGUUGCAAAAACUACCAGUGAUUGUCCUUUACAUCUUCUUGAUCCUUGCAAAUACGAAUUAAAUUUAAAAGCAGCUGGUUUUGAAUAUGGUUUUAGUUCCAAAAUUAUUGUAGCCAGUAUACUAAGCGAUGAAGAUAUGAUUUUUAUUGAUGAAAGUGCAAGAAAAGAAUGGAGUGUUCGUAAUGACAUAAUACAUUUUCCAAUAAUAUCUUCUAUUAAUGAACUGAAGCUGAUAUACACCAGAACAUAUGGUAUCCCACAAAUCAUCGUAUUGAUACUUUUUCUUGAUGCGCAAGAAUAUGUUGACCGAUUUAUUCAUAUCCAUCAAUCAGUUAUCAGUGGUAAUCAGUAUGGCGUCGCUUCCAGUCAUUAUUCGAAUUUUGUUUCACCUGAUGGAUCAAUACUCAAUCGAUGGUCUAAUGAAAAACUUUGGUUUCAGAAAGUUAAUUUCACCAAUAGUAAAGCGAGUAUUUUAUGGAUUCAUUCGCCUCAGCAUGUUGUUAUGAAUGAUACUCCUAUCGCAAAGAUCAAUUAUCAUAUUGAUAACUGUUCAUUAAGUGAUAAUACUGGGCCACUGAUUGAGACUCACAGAGAUUUGUAUAGCAGUGCGAAUGUUUUUUCUUGGAACUUUUGGUCAAACACUUUCGAAAACAAUGAAAAUGGUGGAAUAUUAAUUCAUUUGCCUGACACUUAUGAUUUGCUGUCUCCCAUUACUCAUUCUUUUGUGGUUACAGAAAAUAGAUUCUUGAAUAAUUUGAAUUUUGCGCUUCAAUUAAAUGGCUUUUACGCAUUCGUGAAUAUUUCAUCGAAUAAUUUCACCAAUAACUAUGCUGCAGGGAAUAGUGGUAUAGUUGAACUCGUUGGGAUGGAAAAAAGCAUCAUCUUUGAAAGAAAUCGCUUCGAAUCGAAUUGGGGGCAUUGGAUGUUAAAAUUAAAAACGCUAUCACAGACACAACGUUCGAAUAUAAAGGCCUUCAUCCAGUAUAAUUAUUUUCUGAAAAAUCAUUUUAUUCGAACCAUCGAUGAUUACGUCAUUAUGUGGCCACGUUCCUUUGCAGUUGGUGUAUUUGGAACUCAGCUUGCUGAUGUGCAUUUUAAUCGGUUCAGAAAUGUUCUUCUUGAUUUUGAACUUGUUUCUGGAUGUAAGACGACAGAAGUAACAGAACGCAUGAAUGUCACUCAUAAUUGGUGGGGUAUGGUAAAUGAUGUGGAAAUAUCGCAACGAAUCUUCGAUUUUGAUGAUUGGAAUAUUUUUACAAUUGCCGAUUUCAGUCCGUAUUAUACGUCUGAAGAACUGUUCAUAAAUUUCUGGUGGAAUCCAGGUCAACUUGCUACUUCAUCUUAUACUGAACCGUCUGUGCAUGACCUCCAAGGACGCAUGUAUGAGUCGAAAACCCUUAAAUUGAAUCGCGAAAAAUGGCAUCAAUUUCCAUUCUAUUAUAAGCCUUAUCGACCAUAUCGAAUAAUAAAGGAUUUAACGAUUAUGCCAGGUGCCACACUAACUAUCGAGAAAGGUGUAGAAGUUCAUAUUUGGCCGAAUGUCAGGAUCCUUGUACUAGGUAAUUUGAUAGCAGAUGGUACUUUUUGGCAACCAAUUAGAUUUAAGCCUAUCAACGUUACUGAAUACGAAGAGAUUCGUGGACUGCAUAUUGCGCGUUAUAAGCGAUCGAUUAUUUUAUCCAGUCGCGAAAGUGAGAUAAAUCAAAUCGCUUCUCGAAUAAAACAGAAGCGUCGGGAUCCUUGGACUGGACGCGAUAUUUUAUAUCAGCAAUUUAUAUAUCGAGAUUACCCAUAUUAUCAAAAGUUUGAUGUUCGAUUGAAUGGCUCUAGUCCUUCUUCCGGAUUCUUAGAAAUCUAUAAUGCAACUUCGGGGCGCUAUGUUCCAUCCUGUGAUCGGGAGUUCACCUUACGCAAUGCUCAGGUUGUUUGUCACCAGUUGGGUCUAAAUCACCAUAACGUGUACCAUUGGCUAACUCCUCGAUGGGAUUACAACCCGAAAAUUCGAGUAUUAGAAUUUUACAUGGAGCCUAGGGAAUGUUUUGGUUUUGAAGAACGACUUGAUAAAUGUGCAUUGCGAAUGAAUGGCAACUUGCAGUUGUGGCAGUGCAUUGAUAACGAACAUUUUAAUUAUAUUCACUGUGGUCCGAAUAAAAUAUUAAAUGAUGAUUUCGUUGGCAACUGGGGUGGUAUAGUUUUUGCUGAAGCUUCGCUGGAAAAUCAGCGGCAAAUUUCAGAACCUGAUGCUUCUAUUUUACGUCACGUAGAAAUUAUUGGUGGUGGAUUCGCUCACAAUGAAACUGUGGGUGUAAGUGCUAUUGUGUUAAUACAACGAUCACCCUUGUUGGAAAAUGUUAAUGUUACAAAUUCUUCUAUGCAUGGGAAAUUGGUAAUCACCGGAAUGAAUAUCACUCAGAAUCGUGGUCAUGGAUUAACUAUUUGGAUAUUCAAUCAUCAGGGGACUGGAGCAAACCCAGCAUCCACUUCCGGAAAACUAGAUAUCCCUUAUGAUAUUCGCGGAAUGGUAGAUAUGUGCUCAUCGCGUAAAAGCUUUCAUAUUACUUCCCGAAUUAUUCUUUUUUACAAGUAUGAUUCUUUCCCUGUGGAUUGUGUAAAGCACUUUGUGGAAAUUGGUCGUAAUAUUGCCUUUUGGUUUUUACAAGUAAACAUAUACAAUGGAUCGCAGGUAAACUUGGGUCGAGCUGAUUCUCUCGCUGUUUAUAAAGAUGAAUUAUUUACUCAACUUUUACAUCGUUACAAUGGAAGCAGCUUAGAUUUUUCUUCACCACUGCAGUCAGAAUCACAUCUCGCAUUACAUUUUCGUGGCAGUGCUGCUGAUUCUAAUUAUGGGUUUCUGGCAGUAGUCUCCGUUCUUCCAUCCUCUUCUCCACUUAAAUUGGUAGAUGAAGUGAUUAUUCGACAAAGUCGUUUGAUCCAGAAUGAUAGGGGCGCAUUAUCAUAUAGCAGUGCUGGUGAGAUGGGCCCGAGCUUAUUGCUUGAAGAAUGUAGCAUUCAGAAUAAUGGCUAUCAUCUUUUUGGCAAUAUUACAACUUCAACUCAUGCUGUUGAGUUGCAUUUGCAUAAUACUUUGAUGCGUGGUGUUUUGGUGAGUCAUAAUAUUGGUGGAGUUUACAUAGUUGGUAAAACAUCCAGUCCUAUCGCUAGUCUUGCAUUGGUUAUUAAAGAUUGCGCCUUCAGCUACAAUGUGAAUGCGACUUCACUGAAAUUCUGUGGGAAUGGCAAUCAACUAUAUUUUUUUAACCGUCUAAGUCCAUAUAUAUCUCUGGGCCACCCAUACAUUAUGUCUCCUGGUUAUGUCAAUCUAAGAUAUGUGUGA
Molecule: messenger RNA, 7191 nt
Organism: Dracunculus medinensis (Guinea worm)
Lineage: Eukaryota; Metazoa; Nematoda; Chromadorea; Rhabditida; Dracunculidae
Source: the annotation of a GenBank genome assembly